GCGGUCGUAGUGCUUUGUGUGCUCAAGAAUAUCCAAGUUUAUUGGAAAUGGCAGAUUACGAGACACGUAAAGAGGCAAUUCUUAAUAUGUAUUCAUGCGGCAACGUCCAAUCGAUCUUGUCAUCUAGCGGCUCUCCUUGGAGCUGAUUUACUAGCCCCACUGUGUGAUUUUCUGACAGUUUUGGAGCACUCUCUUGUGGCUGACGUUAUGGAAGCACUAUCGUCACUGCUCGCUUAUGGAGAAGAGCUCGCCAUGGGAUUAGCAGACUUCUUAAACCCUGUCGCUACUCGAAUGGAAGAACUAGGAGCCAAAGAUAAACUAGAAUUUCUUUGUGACAGUCAUUCGAUGAACAUACAUGUAGCAGCCCACGAAAUACUGGAAGAAACGUCCUACACUGGUCCCUCUUCUUCGUUGCUGUCUAUGAGCUCUGCACGAGCAUAUGGAAAGCUACAAACGAAGACAUACUGGCAGUCGUACAAACUGUGA
Messenger RNA from Cooperia oncophora, 486 nucleotides. NCBI's taxonomy places the organism in Eukaryota, Metazoa, Nematoda, Chromadorea, Rhabditida, Trichostrongylidae. The record is from the annotation of a GenBank genome assembly.